AGGUACGAUAGGAGAGAAUAUAUAGGAAUCUGAAGGCUUGGUUUCGUCAUAAUAAUGCUUUUCCGUUGACCGGCUUGGAAGUGCUUUGUCCUUGUAUUAUCUGCCGAAUUGAAAAAGAAGUUGUAACAAGAUGCCUUCCUACAAAUUGACUUAUUUCCCGGUUAAAGGAUUGGGUGAACCAAUCCGUUUUCUCUUUAGCUAUGCUGGUAUUCCAUUUGAGGAUGAUCGCUUCACAACUGAGGACUGGCCAAAGAUAAAACCUACUACUCCUUAUGGCCAAGCUCCAGUCCUUGAGGUUGAUGGAAAGAAAGUUGCUCAGUCUGUAGCUAUUUGCCGUUAUUUGGCUAAACAAUGUGAUUUAGCUGGAAAAGAUGAUUGGCAAGCCCUUGAAAUUGAUAGUACUGUUGAUACUAUCCAUGAUAUUCGUGCAAAACUUGCUGCCUACCACUAUGAACAAAAUGCAGAAACCAAAGCUGCAAAACUCAAAGUCGCUAAGGAGGUGGUUCCGGAUGUUCUGGCACGUUUGGAUGCUCAAGUGAAGAACAAUGGUGGUUACUUUGUCGGUGGUGCUCUUACCUGGGCUGAUUUGACAUUUGUUGCUAUACUCGACUAUUUGAAUUUCAUGUAUAACUCUGAUCUUAUUGAAAAGUAUGAGAAUCUGAAGCAGCUGAAAGACAAGGUUCUCAAUCUACCUGCUAUCAAGAGUUGGGUUGAAAAGCGCCCAAAAACUGACGCCUAAAUUUUCAUUUCUCAAUUGCUUAUGGUUUUGCAAGCACCGGUUUUGAGAAAUAUAAAUGAAACUACGGAGAAUAAUGAAAUGUCCAACUACAAGUUGACUUACUUCAACAUCACCGGCCUUGCUGAGCCAAUCAGAUACCUCCUACACCAAAGUGGCAUUAAGUUCGAGGAUCAGAGAUUGACACCUGAGGAAUGGUCGGCAGUGAAAUCUGGUAUGCCAAUGGGUCAAGUACCCGUGUUGGAAAUCGAUGGUAAAAAGUACCAUCAAUCGAAGUCCAUUGGUCGGUACCUGGCAAGGAAGAACAAUCUGGUCGGUUCCAACGACGAGGAAGCUUAUCAAAUCGAUGCCACCAUCGACACCAUCGACGAGUUGAGAUUGGCUCUUGCGCAACACCACUGGGAAAAAGAUCCUGCACUGAAGGAGAAAUUCAAGGCUGGGGUCAGUGCCAAGUUCCCUUCGUACCUUGACAAGUUGGAGGAACAGGUGAAGAAGAACGGUGGACACUUUGUUGGUGGAAAGCUGACGUGGGCAGACCUUCACUAUGCUGCACAGUCAGAGACCCUGUCAGGAAUGCUGCAGCACGACGUGAACAAAGACCAUCCUGAGCUGAAGAAGUUGGUGGAGAAAGUCAGGUCGCUGCCCAACAUCAAAUCAUAUCUGGAGAGUCGUCCCAAGACUGUAAUUUAAAUCCUAUGAAGACUCUACUCGUGCGAUUCUCAAAUAACUUUCCAAAGAUUCUGCACGAUCCACUGACUGAUUUAUUCUUUUCGCAUCAGUUACUCGCACACGUUUCACAUUCUAUCAUGUUCGAUACAAACUCCGCGUUACAUUUACACGAACGUACAGGCAAAGGGAGUGGGCACAUUGCACGCAUUGUUAUGUAUGAUGGAAGUACAAAAAUAAAUAACGUUUACGUUUAUUGAAGAA
Eufriesea mexicana is the source of this 1666-nucleotide messenger RNA. RefSeq names its product glutathione S-transferase S1 (gene GstS1). NCBI's taxonomy places the organism in Eukaryota, Metazoa, Arthropoda, Insecta, Hymenoptera, Apidae. The transcript is spliced from 9 exons. Gene Ontology annotation, biological process: glutathione metabolic process. Gene Ontology annotation, molecular function: glutathione transferase activity. The record is from RefSeq and is a predicted model, not a curated record.